Molecule: messenger RNA, 2493 nt
Organism: Nematolebias whitei (Rio pearlfish)
Lineage: Eukaryota; Metazoa; Chordata; Actinopteri; Cyprinodontiformes; Rivulidae
Product: extracellular calcium-sensing receptor-like
Exons: 6
Coding region: 4-2493 (829 amino acids)
Biological process (GO): G protein-coupled receptor signaling pathway
Cellular component (GO): membrane
Molecular function (GO): G protein-coupled receptor activity
Source: RefSeq, a predicted model, not a curated record
CUAAUGGGAAAAUUUAACAUGCCCAAUUUGUCUAAAGAAGGUGACAUUAUGAUUGGGGGGAUUUUUCCAAUUUUUAACAAAGAGGUCCCCAGCACUGCUACAUUUGAGAGCAAACCUAAUGACGUCAAGUGUGCACUGUUUGAUCUACGAGCUUUUCGAUGGACUCAAGUGAUGAUAUUUGCAAUUGAAGAAAUCAACAAAGAUACUAGACUCCUUCCUAACAUAUCCCUUGGCUACAGAAUCCUCAACUCAUGUUCAUCUCCUACUAAUACUUUACGAGCUGCAUUAACACUUGCCAACCCACCAAAAGAAAUAGAAAAAACUUUGGGUUGUCCUCCAUCUUUAUCUGCUGUAAUCGGAGAAGCAGGAUCAUCUCAGUCCUUGGCUGUUGCUGGAACUCUGGGACCAUUUCAAAUGCCAAUAGUAAGUUACUUCUCAACAUGUGCUUGUCUUAGUAAUAGAGCUAAGUAUCCUACUUUUUUCCGGACAAUCCCAAGUGACUACUUCCAGGCGAAAGCUUUGGCAUCACUCGUCAAACAUUUUGGCUGGGAAUGGAUUGGAACUGUUCACUCAGACAAUGAUUAUGGAAGAAAUGGCAUUUUGGCUUUUACAGAGGAGGUUAAACAGUUUGGUGUUUGCAUUGCCUUUGUCGGGACAGUUCUGCGUACAUACCCUUUGGAAAAAAUCGUAAAAGUUGUGGAGAUGAUUAAACAAUCAACAGUCAAAGUCAUUCUUGCUUUUACGCCUGAGGGGGAUUUUUCUCCUUUAAUGAAAGAGGUCUUAAAACAAAAUAUUACUGAAAUACAAUGGCUUGCUAGUGAGGCUUGGAUAACUGCACCUCAGCCAUCCACCUCUGAAAUGUACCAGGCUUUUGGUGGAGCUCUGGGAUUUGUGGUGCAGAAGAUGGCUAUUCCAAAUCUGAAUCCAUUUCUCACUAAUAUUAGCCCAUAUACAGAUCCAAGUGCAGCUUUUGUAAAGGAUUUCUGGGAAAUAAUUGUUGGCUGUAAACCAGUUUCACCAGGUUUUGACACAAAUACUGAAAAAACAAAGGCAACAUGUACAGGCAAUGAGACAUUAAUGAAUUCUCAGGAUGCAUUUUUUAAUGUCACAGAGCUCAGAGUGUCAUAUAAUGUGUAUAAAGCUGUUUAUGCUAUAGCACAUGCCCUUCACCAGCUGGUAUUCUGCAAACCAGUGGGAGAAAAAGCAAUGAGGCCUUGUGUGAAUAUAUCUGACAUUCAACCCAAAGAGGUCACUUAUCACCUGAAAAGUGUCUACUUCAUUAAUCAGUUUGGGGAUUAUGUGUCUUUUGAUGAGAAUGGUGACCCUCCUGCUUCCUAUGAUAUCAUUAACUGGCAGCUGAAAAAUGGGCAGGUGCAACAUGUGACACUGGGUCAUUUUGCAUCUGCUGAAAAUGGUGACUAUAAACUCAGCAUACAAGAGGACAUGAUAGUUUGGAGGAGUGGCAUAACUGCCCCUACAUCUGUGUGCUCUAAUGUUUGUCCAAAAGGAAAGAGAAAGGCUCAAAUCAAAGGAAAGCCCACAUGCUGCUUUGACUGUAUUCCUUGUGCAGAUGGAACUAUAGCCAACUCAACAGGUGCAGCAGACUGCACACCAUGUUCACUUGAAUACUGGUCCAAUGAGAGAAAAGAUGAAUGUAUUCGUAAGGAAACUGAGUUUUUGACAUACCAUGAGCCAAUGGGAAUAGUUCUCACUGCUUUAUCACUAUUUGGGGCCUCCCUGUCUCUAGCCACAUUGGCUAUUUUUAUCCACUGGAGAGAAACUCCUGUAAUCAAGGCCAGCAACUCUGAACUGAGCUGCUUCCUGUUGUUUUCUCUUUUCCUUUGCUUUCUCUGCCCUCUCACUUUUAUUGGCAGACCAACAGUCUGGACAUGCAUGCUGCGCCACACAGCAUUUGGUGUGACAUUUGCACUUUGCAUUUCCUGUGUCUUGGGAAAAACGAUUGUUGUUGUAACUGCUUUCAAAGCCACACAUCCAAGCAGCACAAUUGCAGGAAAGUUUGGUCCUGCACAGCAAAGAAUCAUUGUAUGCUCCUGUACUUUGAUUCAAAUAGUAAUAUGUAUAUUGUGGCUGAAGUUCAACCCUCCUUUCCCAGAUAAGGUUUUCAGAUAUGGCAACAAGAAGAUAGUUCUUGAAUGUAACACAGGCUCUGAGGCUGCCUUUUACGCAGUGCUGGGAUACAUCGGGCUCCUCGCUGUAAUAUGUUUGGUCCUCGCAUUUCUAGUAAGAAAGUUGCCAGAUAACUUCAAUGAAGCCAAAUUGAUCACAUUCAGCAUGUUGAUAUUCUGUGCUGUGUGGGUCACUUUUGUCCCAGCUUAUGUUAGCUCUCCUGGAAAGUUCACUGUUGCUGUGGAGAUAUUUGCAAUUUUGUCUUCAGCGUUUGGCCUAUUAAUUUGCAUAUUUGCUCCUAAAUGUUACAUAAUAUUGAUAAUGCCAGAGCAAAACACCAGGAGGCAUGUCAUGGGAAAAAUUUAG